Messenger RNA from Racocetra persica, 570 nucleotides. The record is from the annotation of a GenBank genome assembly. Lineage: Eukaryota; Fungi; Glomeromycota; Glomeromycetes; Diversisporales; Gigasporaceae.
AUGGUUGGAUCUAAUAUUAAAAAAAGUGACUUGGAUAUACUAAAAGCACAAUUAUAUAAAUAUGCCUAUAAUGAAGAACCAUAUAAUGGAUCUUAUGUACCAGAUAUUGAUAGCCCAUUUUUAGAAGAUCGCUAUAAUAAUUUAGAAACUAAAAAUUUGGAAUCAAUAGUAAAAAUAAGCUCUUAUCUGAUAUCUAAUACAAAACAAGAAUUACACUAUUAUGGAUUAGAUUUAACCAAAGAAGAAAUAAAAAGCAUUUUUCAAGAUUUUGCUGUAUUUUCUGAAGUUAAAGAAAAGAGUAUCUCUGAUAAUUUAAAUAAUUUAAAUGAAAUAAUAAAUUCUUUUAAACUCAAAGUUGAAUAUCAAAACUUAGAAAUAGAAAGUCUGAUAGUAUUAAAUAAUUUUGAGUUAGAUGAAGAAGAUAAAAAUUCGAAUGAGAAAUUAAAUGAAAAUGAAUUAGAUCGUGAAGAAUUGGAUCAUGAAGAAUUGGAUCAUGAAGAAUUUGAUCAUGAGGAAUUUGAUGAAAGCAAAUUUGAUGCAGAAUUUAAAUCAAUGCUUAGUGGUGUAUAA